AUGGAGCACUUCAGGGAUCCUCGCCCUUUAAAGAUCGCCUCCAAUCUGGUUUCUCCUGGUCACUUUCUCUUUUCUAAACCCAAACCAUCGGGGCCACCGGCUUCCAAAUCUACACAGAAAAUGGACAAAUCUCAGCAACCCAGUUCCUUCCAGCAGCUGGAAAAGCUCGGCGAAGGCACUUAUGCUACCGUCUUUAAAGGGCGCAAUCGCCAAACCGGUGAAAUGGUGGCGCUGAAGGAAAUCCACUUGGAUUCAGAGGAGGGAACACCAUCGACUGCAAUCCGUGAGAUCUCGCUCAUGAAGGAGCUGAAGCAUGAAAGUAUUGUUUCGCUCUACGAUGUCAUCCACACGGAAAACAAACUCAUGCUUGUUUUUGAGUUCAUGGACAGAGACUUGAAGAGAUAUAUGGACACUCGCGGUGAUCGCGGACAGCUGGAUCCUGCCACGGUCAAAUCCUUUAUGCACCAGCUACUCAAGGGUAUCGCCUUCUGCCAUGACAACCGAGUCCUCCACCGCGAUCUGAAGCCACAGAACCUCCUGAUUAACAAGAAGGGUCAACUCAAGCUGGGUGACUUUGGACUGGCGCGCGCCUUCGGUAUCCCGGUUAAUACCUUCUCCAACGAAGUCGUCACUCUGUGGUACCGCGCACCAGACGUCCUCCUCGGUAGUCGGACCUACAACACCAGCAUUGACAUUUGGUCCGCUGGCUGCAUCAUGGCAGAGAUGUACACGGGCCGUCCGCUUUUCCCCGGCACAACCAACGAGGAUCAGUUGGUCAAGAUCUUCCGCCUGAUGGGCACGCCCUCCGAACGUACAUGGCCCGGCAUCUCGCAGCUGCCAGAAUACAAGUCCGACUUCCAAAUCUACGCCACGCAGGAUCUGUCGCUGAUCAUCCCCCAAGUGGAUGCUAUCGGGAUGGAUCUGUUGAACCGCAUGCUCCAACUCCGUCCGGAGAUGCGCAUCAGCGCCAACGAGGCCCUGCAGCACCCGUGGUUCCAUGAUCUGCCUCAGAUCCAGGCUAAAUUGCAGCAGCAACACCAGCAGCAGCAGAUGGCUGGUUAUGGAGGCAUGAUCCCCCCGCAACCCGCUUAUUAG
Penicillium concentricum is the source of this 1095-nucleotide messenger RNA. Its product is annotated as cyclin-dependent serine/threonine-protein kinase phoA. The transcript is spliced from 3 exons. Lineage: Eukaryota; Fungi; Ascomycota; Eurotiomycetes; Eurotiales; Aspergillaceae. The record is from RefSeq and is a predicted model, not a curated record. Bases 1 to 1095 code for a protein of 364 amino acids. Gene Ontology annotation, molecular function: cyclin-dependent protein serine/threonine kinase activity; ATP binding. Gene Ontology annotation, biological process: protein phosphorylation. Gene Ontology annotation, cellular component: cytoplasm; nucleus.